Messenger RNA from Ahaetulla prasina, 8656 nucleotides. It is a transcript of the gene MAP3K19, whose product is annotated as mitogen-activated protein kinase kinase kinase 19. Bases 1477 to 3852 code for a protein of 791 amino acids. The transcript is spliced from 5 exons. Gene Ontology annotation, molecular function: protein kinase activity; ATP binding. NCBI's taxonomy places the organism in Eukaryota, Metazoa, Chordata, Lepidosauria, Squamata, Colubridae. The record is from RefSeq and is a predicted model, not a curated record. Gene Ontology annotation, biological process: protein phosphorylation.
AUAAAACCUAGAAAAACAAAAAAGGGAGAAGAAGACUAUAUGUUCAACUCAUUUCUGUUGAAGUGGUAAGAUGUCUGAGGUCAUAUUUUUUUCAAAUUUCAAAAGUUGAAGCCACAAGCCUGCCAAUAUUCAAUCAGCAAACAUGUCUAACAGAUAAUUUAAGAUAUUUUUUUUUGCAAAGAAAGAAAAUUUAGUUUCAUCAACUUUUCAGAAAGCAUUCAUCUUCUCAUGGUCACCCAAAGAAUAAGUGAGAUAAUGCUUUUUAUGUGUUUUAUAUAUUCUUAGAAUUUUGCUGCAAACCUCAAGCUUGUUAAUCUAAGAUCUAGAUUUCUCAUUUGUUUCCCAGCCCAGCUAAGCCUCUUUGUUCAGUCAUUCACCGUACAAAAUACCCAAAAGACAGUUACCUUGGUGACAGCUUGUAAACUAAACAGCCAGAAUCUAACUCUCAAUAUCAGAAGGAUUUGUGCUGAGAGAGGAAGGAUUUUCAAAGCUUAGCAGCUCUACAAUCAUAUUUCUUCCUUUCUUGAAAGUCUAUAAUCAAAUUGAAGAAACUUUUUGACAACCUAUCAAAGUAAUACAACUUCCUCCACUAAGAAAAAACAGUAAAAAGACAACGAUGCUAAUGAUCUUUCACAUAUUCUGAACUCUCAUUCACCAUUCAAGAAAUUUGACCUCCAGGAAGAUGGUCAUGGCAGGGAUACCUUAGCAGUUUGUUUAUCACACCCUCAGUAAUACAUCAGAAAACUUCUCUGUGUAUUACUCAGAAUAAUAUUGCAUAGUCUAUGGCUACUCCAAAGCCCAAGAAAUUGAAUUCCAGUCGAAAUGCAACAGGCACAGUGGUUAGAAUGCAGUCUGUAGGCUACUUCAGCUGACUGCUAGCUACAGUUCGACAAUUCAAAUCUCACCAGCUCAAGGUUGACUCAGUCUUCCAUCUUCCAAGGUGGGUAAAAUGAAGACCCAAAUUGUUGGGGGCAAUAGGCUGACUCUGUAAACCGCUAAGAGAGGGCUGUAAAAGCACUAUGAAGCGUUAUAUAAGUCUAAGUGCUAUUGCUAUAUCUACCAAUUGUGCAACCCACAAAAUACUAGUGAUCUCUGAGAAUAUAGAUAAUAUAAAUAAUAGUUGUGAUUUUGAUUGUUCUGAUAGUUGUCAGUGCCCAAGUGACAUAUUUCCUGAAGCAAAAGAAUCAGAAUGCUAAUCCUUCAAGACAAAUAUAUUUUUAAGUCCAAGUGUGCAGGAAAAAGAUUUAACAAGUAAGAGUAUCCCUAAAUUAGAUUAAGCAAAGCAGAAUCAUCAGAGGUGAAAACAUCACAACGAAAGUGAAAAAAGGCUGGAUUUGGAAGAUGCUUUAAUGACUUAAUAUCUUAGUAGGUCUUGAAUCAUCUGAUUCCACUUUGCCCAACAGAUGGUUUAAAUAGGAAAUGUAAUUGAAUCUGAAGCUGCUGAAAGCAAGAUUAUGCUUGUCCCAAAGAAAGAGCAUGCUGUCUAACAUAAACCAAAGCUUCAAUAUUUUUGCUCACAAGAAGAGUGGCAGAUAUAAAGGAAAUAGCAACAGAUGUCUUUUAAAAACUAAACUGUGUACCAAAAUGGCUCAGAACUUAAUAAUUUGGGGCAAGAGUUCCAUUCAGCAUCAAAAUAAGAUAAAAAAUCCUAUUUCUCAUUCUUUAGGAUUGUCUCAUGAAGAGACUAAGAUAUCUUCAAAACUUCAUAAAAAUAAUUUCCAACAGGAGAAAAACUGCUUCCAGCAAAAUGGUCAGAGUUCUACAAAGCAAGUGCUUCCCUGUAUUUCCCCAAAUUCUGUUAGUUUGAGAAAAUCAAUCUCUCCAUUGCCUGUUGGACAAGCAAAAUCCCCAGUAGACCAUUUGAAUUUGAAAUACAGUGACAUGUUCAAGGAAAUACAUUCUAACGACAAAGGUCCUGGUAUUUAUGAAAUGUUUGGGACUCCGGUAUAUUCCCGUAAGCCUGAUGGGUGUGGUGAGAAUAAGAGUAACAGGAAUGUGCGUUCUGCUCCAACUGUAUGGCAUAAUGGUAUGAAAUAUAAAUCCAACUGUUUCAGUGGGGAGAAGAGUAGCAGAAUAAAAAGCCCCCAGAAGAAAACAUACUCUAAAUCUCACAAGAAUGUUAGUAUUAAACCAAAAUUGAAGGAGAAGGAAGUUGCUCCAAAAAAGGCGUCCAAGUUAACAGGUUGUGGUCUAGAACAAGGCAAAGAUGUGACUGUCUCUUCUGCUGAUCUGCAGAUUCAGCCAAAAGAGAACACUGAAUCAAUUUGUGAAGAUACUGAUCAGCAAGCUCAGAUUUCCAUUGAGUUUCCUGAACUUGCUAAGCAAAAGAAAGUAUGUCCUAAUUCAGGCUUGUCACCAAUUGAAGAAGCCUCUUUGGAAUAUACAUCAGAUGAUUAUGAUGAUGGAGAUGAAGAUGAUGCUUUUCCUCUGAAAGCAUUAGCCACCAAUGUUCAGGAGUUACUUUGGCCAGAAGUUAAAGUUCAUGCAGAAUAUGCUCCUUUCUUAAGCUAUGUGAAAAAUACAAAUGAACCAAGUAAUGCAAAUAACAGUAGCACUUUAAGGGAUGGACAAAACAAAACAGCCGAUUGCCUUGUGGAGCAAGAAGCAAGCCAGAUUUUACAUUAUGAGUAUAAUCAAAAGCUGUCUGCACCCUUUUUUACAGACCAAAUAAACUCACCUUCUCUAGAAAAUAUCCAGCUUGAAAAUGUCAGUUUAGCAAAUAUGACAACUGCAUGGACUUACUAUCUUGCAAACUCAGCCUCUCAGUCAUAUACAAAUAUCUUUGGAUACGAAGAUUAUAAGGAAGUAACAGAAGACAUAUUCUGUUGCUCAGAACUGCUUUCUCUGAGUGGGACAGAUGGCAACAAUUCUAGCUCAAUGACCAGAAACAUAAAUGUGGAAGCACAAAGUGGAGACUGGAGAACAGCAAAAGUUAAAAAUAAUAAGAAUGUUUGUCCAGAUUUCAUGGGAUAUGAGGAAGGAAAUCCACUUUUACAUGAAACUGCAUUUUCAGAAAACAUCUUAAUUAACCAAGAGUCUAUUCUGUGGACUAAAGGUGAAAUCCUUGGAAAAGGAGCAUAUGGCACAGUAUACUGUGGACUUACAAGCCAAGGACAAUUAAUAGCUGUGAAACAAGUAGCCCUGAAUGCAUGUGACCAAGCUGGGAAUAAAAAGGAAUACCAGAAACUGCAAGAAGAAGUUGAGAUUUUGAAAAACCUAGCACACGUCAACAUUGUAGGGUACUUGGGAACAAGUUUAGAAGAUAACAUAGUAAGCAUCUUCAUGGAGUUUGUUCCUGGUGGUUCCAUUUCCAGUGUUAUUCAUCGCUUUGGACCACUGUCAGAAAUGAUAUUUUGUAAAUAUACAAAGCAGAUUGUACAAGGAGUUGCAUAUUUACAUGAAAACCGUGUGGUCCACAGAGAUAUUAAAGGAAACAAUGUUAUGCUUAUGCCUAAUGGCAUAAUCAAACUUAUAGACUUUGGAUGUGCAAAGCGCUUAGCCUGCGGGAGUCUGACUAAUCCACAUAGUGAACCACUGAAAUCUGUACAUGGCACUCCAUAUUGGAUGGCACCAGAAGUGAUAAACGAAUCAGGCUAUGGAAGGAAAUCAGAUAUCUGGAGCAUUGGCUGCACUGUUUUUGAGAUGGCCACUGGAAAGCCACCAUUGGCUGCCAUGGAUAAAUUAGCAGCCAUGUUUUAUAUAGCUGUUCACAAAGGACUUAUGCCUUCACUACCCAAACAUUGCUCAGAUGAAGCAGUUGAUUUUGUACAUCUAUGCUUAACAAGGGACCAACAUGAGCGGCCUACUGCCUUAGAAUUGUUGCAGCACCCUUUCAUAAUAAGAAAUUCAUGAAACCUGGCAAUGCUUCUAUCAAGCAGAUAUAAACUGUUUUGUGUGGAAAAAUGUCUUCUAAAUUGAGGAACUGUUGGUAUAAAACUUGUAAAAGUUGCUGAAAUAGUAAAUCUUUAUCUUUUCUAAAUGAACUUCUGAAACAGGAUUUAGCAAGUGAGUAUGUGUUUGUGUGUGUGUGCAUGUAAAUAAGUUCAAAACAUCCCUAUCAGGCUUUUUUUACUCAAACAAUUCAAUAUUCCUGCCUUUCCCCCCCUCUUAGAUCGAUAAGCUUUUGGAACAAUUUAUAACUCUAAGUCAAAGUAACUAUUUUUAUAGUCCUGGACAAAAACAAAAGUAUUCUCAAACCCUUUAGAUUCUGGCAUAAAAUGAAGAAUCCAGUGUAAAUGAUCAGCACACAAAGUAUUCCUGAUAAUCUCAAAUUUUGGUUAAUUAUUUGGUUAAUACAAACCUAUUGUAUUACAUGUAAAUGUGGGAAUGCUAAACCACAAUCCAGUGCAAAUGUCCUCAGACAUAAAUCCAGUGGUGGGAGUCAGCCAGUUCGCACCACUUCGGGAGAAUCAGUUGUUAACUUUCUGAGCAGUUUGGCAAACUGGUUAUUGGAAGAAAUCAUUAGGGCAGAGGACCGGUUGUUAAAUUACUUGAAUCCCACCACUGCAUAAAUACUUUUAUAUUAACCAUUGGAUCACCAUUAUAGUGUCUAUUUGUAUAUGUUAAGCAAUAUUACAGAUAGAUGGAACUUGUUACUCAUGUUUACAUUUAUCCAGAUAGGCAGUUCCAACGAAGUUCAAAAACUAUUUGAAUUUUUUUUAAAACAACAUUCAAAUAUAGACAGACAUUUUGUGCAUUGCGAAGCUCAUUUAACUAUUCUAUUUCAGGGUAUUUGGAGACAUGCAGCUAGUCUAAGCUGCCUUUUUAAGGGGCUCUACCCACCUGCUCAUUUGCGGUUUCUUGAUUCAUUCUCUCUCCCUCCUCUUCCUCCCUCUCUCUCACCUGUAGAUAACAUGAUCUGCAUUUUUCAUGGUAUUUUGGUUAAAAUACCGGUAAUUUGAUGUUUGGCUGCAAUAUGUAUUUGUCACUUUGAAUGUACAUUAAAAGUUACAUUAAGUAACUUUUCACUUUGAAUGUACAUUAAUCGGCAUACAUUAAAAUGAAAUUUUGUUGCACACAGCUCUCAAACGGUCUCCACAUCCAAUAUACACAACAGAAACAUGACAAAUAAAAAAACACAAAAUUAUGCAUAUACACACAUAUAUGACAUGGAGAAACAACAGUACAUGGUGAGAAAAACAAAGUUUGCAAAUUUACCAGACAGAUGGCAUAGGGAACAAAGCUGUUACAGAAUCUGGUAGUCCUGCUAGAAAUACUUUGAAACCUCUUCCCAGAGGGGAGCAACAGAAACAGACUAUGAAGUGGGUGCUUGGGGUCUCUAGCAAUGCUUUGAGCUCUCGGCACAUAGCACUUAUCAGCAGUAUCCUGAAUAAUGGGAAGGGAGCUUCCUAUAAUCUUCUCAGCUGUCCUUACCACUCUCUGAAUCAGUGUUGGGUUUCUAUCGGUUCUUCCCGGUUCGGGUGAACUGGUAGCAGGGCAGCAGGAGGCUCCAGCCAUCAUCACGGAUGCUCAGCGUAUGCGCAGGUUCUGUGUAUGCACACACGUGCUCACAGUUCCAAACCAGUAGUGAAGGUAAGUGAAAACCACUAAUGCUCUGGAUGGACUUUCUCUCCGAGACACUGCAGCCACCAACCAACCAGUGAUGCAGUUUGUUAAAACGCUCUCAAUUGCGCCUCUGUAAAAAGCCAGGAGAGGAGAAAGAAGUGCUUUCCUCAUCUGACCCGGGAAAUGCAGACACUGGUUUGCACACUUCACUAAGGAUGAUGUGCGGAGACCAGAUUGUUAGUUAUCUGCACCCCCAGAUACUUAAUACUGCUGACCACCUCUAUAGCUGCAUUCUUGCUUGCUUUCUAAAAUCUAUGACCCACCACUGCUGUGUCAUCUGCAUACUUCAUAAUGAUUUGUAGCAGUUUUGGCACAGCAGCUGUGGGUCAUCAAGGUGAACAGUAGUGGACUGAAGACACAGGUUUCCCUGUGGGAAACCUGUACUCAAGGAGAUGGAGGCUUUUCUCCCAACUUGCACAAACUGGGGCCUUUCAAUAAGGAAAUCCAGUAUCCAAUGGACUUAUAUGCAAGUAUACACUGUAUAUAUUCACUGAUAAGCUGAAACUCAUUAUUUUUGAAUGCAUCUGGGAUUCUAAAAUACUUGGUUUAUUUGCAAGUAUAUACAGUAUAAAUUAAAAUUGUAUUUACUGGAAUUUAGUUAUAUUAAGAAUUGUUUUUAACACUAUGCUUGCAAAUGGAAGAACAAUUUCCUCACUACCUUUAGCUCCUUUCUUAUGUACCUUUUGGUUUCCAUUGUAAACUUCUUCACAUUGGAGUCAUCCUAUCCUGCAGUUGUCCUGCCAUCCUCCAUUUCACUCAGAUUUACAUCAUUGUCAGCAUUCAUAUGUAUUUAUGUUCAUAGCAGUCCUCUACCUUGUUUCUUGCUGCUCUAUAAAACAUUUCUUCACUGUUUUUAGCAAAUGUAGCUUUACAAUGAAAUCUUUAUGAAUUGCAGUAAUCUGGGAACACAGAACCUAGUAAAAAUGUACCCUUCCUAUAUUACUUCCUAUGUAAAAACAGUAAUUGAGAAGCAUGCAGAUUUAUACAGAAUAAGAAAUCAAACUUCCCUUAAUUUCACAUUAGCUUUUUUGUACUAAAUAUACCCUCAUCUAGAAAUAAAUUACUAGUUGGCUGCCUUCCAUCUUUCAUACUUGAAACUGCAGGGAAUUCUGAUAAUUUUUAUAAAGAUCUCUGUAUUUGGAGUCUUGCAGUUUCUGUAUGUUAAAUAUUUAAAAUGCUUCCCAAAACCAUAUAUGCCAGUUGCUCAUAUUCUUUUUAAUGGGUAGUUAAGAAAUUUGAAAGCUUCUUUUAUUGCAUGGUUCUGGAAUUGACCAGAUCAUAGCAGCUAAUUGGAAAGGAAUUUUUUUCUGAAGUAAAUAUUUUAAGCUAGUAUUGUUAAUUCCCUCACAUAGCAAUGGAUGUGCCAAUCCCAAUUCUACCAAGUCUAUAAUUUAUUCAAUCUUAAAUAUGAGCCACCUCAAAAAGCCAUAUUUAAAUGCAAGAAUCAAAAUCAUGCAUGUAUGAGUUAAUCAAAGCUCAGUACAGUAGCCUUGUCAAAAUCAAUGAAACGGCAGUAGAUAGAAAUGUGGCAUUUUCAGGGUUGGGCUUUGGGCUAUCACUUCUGAUGACUGACAAGGUCUGCUGAGGUUCAUUGUAACUAUAGUCAAAAUCAACUUAUCUAUACUCCUAUGACCGAGCUUCGCAAUGAUUAUGCUUUUUUCCUCCACAGAAUGAAAGCUUAUUUUCCUUUGGCAAAAAACAUCUGUUUUCAGAUUUCAAAUUUCUUACACCCAUUUAAUGAUUAUUUGUUACAAUACAAAAUGUCUAAUUUUCUCCCCAUUUCUUUCAAUUUUCCUGAACUUUAGUUAUUUAAAUCAGAUGCUGCUAUAUGCUACUAAGCAUUGUUCCAUCCCUGGAUGUAUUCUUACCCAAGACUAUUUCCUUGUAACUUCACUCCUCUUCUAUAAGUUUCAUCUCCAAUUUCUCUUUGCUGUUUGUUGCUUCUACAGCACAAAUACAAAAAAACCCUCCCUCUUUAUUUCAGACAUUGUCUAACUAUUCUCUGAAUGGAAUAUAGAUUCCUUAAAGGAAUAUUUGAAUGAGAGGAAAAUACCAUAAAUUUCUAAAUUAAAAGUAAUUUUAAGUUAAAAGCUAGAGCCACAUGGAAUACAAAGUUAGCAACUUCAGGUGUUAAGUUGGUUUUCAGAGAUACAUUUUAUACAUUUUAAAAUUUUAAAUAGUGCAUGAGCUCCUAGGGAGCCUGACAUAUGCUUUAAACAGGAUAUACACACUGACUACACAGAUAAAUUAUUUCAAAUUAAGUUUAGAAUCUAAGAAUAUGAAUAAAAUUCCUCCACUGAAAACAGCAGCAAGAGAUCAAACGCUUCUUCCUUGCGAUUUUUCUCCAAAUUUCAUGUCCAAGAGUAGACACUGAAUUUCAUUUUUACCAAAGUAAAUGUCCAGGAGUUAAGUCAUCAGAUUAUGCAACUUGUUUUAGCACUUAACGAUAUUUAUCUUUCUUGGGAGCAUUUGUUCUCCCCCGGAGUAAAUUUCUUAACUAUAGGAGUUAACAAUGAUUAUAAACAAUGAUAAUGGAUUAUAAAAUUCAGUAACUUUAGAUCAUAUUAAUUGUAAAGUGAAAAUGCAACUAGAUCAAAGAAUUAAGCCAUUACAAUUCCAUACACUCUAUAAACUGCAUUGAGUUACAUGGAAUAGACAUCUGCUGUGAGUUUGUGUGCCUAAAAAGGGGAAGAUUUAUAUAAACCCCUCAAGCAAAUAUUCCAGUGUGCCACCUAAAAGUACAUUCCAAGUGAAGUAAAAUAAUCCUUCCUCUUCCUCCCCAGUAGGACCCAUUUUCUAUGAACAGGAGUUCUUGUAUUCAAGAAACAGCAAGUACUUCUACAUUAACAUAUUAAGUAAAAUUCUACAGAUCUGUUAAGAGUUUGAUCAACAUCAUAAAAUUUGGAUUCUUUAUUUGCAGCUCUUCAAUUAGGUUUAUAUCUUAAAGAGAAUCCAAUUUGUAGGAAAAUGAAAAUGUAAAAAAAAAAUCCAGUCUGUAUAUAGUAAAUUUAAAGACUAGAGGAGAAAGGGCAGUCUUAAAUCUCAAUCCUAUGGAGAAACUUGUGGAGAAAUACAAAGGACUGGGUUCCAA